AUGGGGUACAAAGUGUAUAAAAUUAAAUUGGAGGACGAAAAACAACAAGAGCAGUUGUAUAUGAUUAAUGACGACCUCAUCGACUAUUGGCGGAAACCAUCCUUAAAGUACAAUAUAACCGGCCAAGCUAUGGUACCGCCAUCUCUUACUAGCUGGUUUGAGCAACGACUCAAUGAUUUUGAUAUAGCAAAGGAAGUUUUUGUUGACGACGUAUACGAAUACUUGAUGAAGAAAGACGAAGUGUCCAUAAAGUCAUUUAACAAUGUCAGCGACACCGCGUUUAACCUGUACGAAUAUAACCGUUAUAAUGAAAUUGUUGAUUAUCUUCGAGCUUUAGAGAGAACAUAUGAUAAUUCAGAAGGUGUUAAUUUGAGAGUCGUUGAAAACGGCAUAACUGCGGAGGGAAGACCCUUAGUGUACAUACAACUGACGAACUCUACGACAAACUCAAAUGAUAAGCCUAUUGUGAUCGUAGAAGCGGGAAUCAUUCCAAGACAGUGGAUUACCGUACCUUCAUCAAUGAAUAUUGUUCAUAAAUUAUUGGAUAGUGAUCAUAGCAGACUCUUAAAUGGCUACGAGUGGAUCAUAAUUCCUGUGUUGAAUCCGGAUGGAUACGAAUACACGCAUACAAAUUUGCGGUUGUGGAUGAAGUCGAGAAGUGUGCGGAGUCAUUUGGGUGCCAUAUGUCCGGGAGUCAACAUUAAUCGGAACUUUGAUAUCGCAUGGCUUCAAUCAGACUCAAGUUCAAGUCCCUGCAGCCACUUGUACGGUGGCAUAGAAGCCUUUUCAGAAGCUGAAAGCCGUUUGGUGCGGUCUUCGUUAGAAUCAAACAAGGGCAGGACACGCCUUUAUAUAUCCUUGCAAAACACCGGAGGUUAUAUAUCUUACCCGUGGCAGUAUGAAAGAGCUGCUAGUGGAAUGUUCCUUCAACAUCACUUGCUCGGUCUCGAUAUGGUUGCGGCGAUGGGUGACCGUUAUUAUUUAGACGUAGCAUCAAGCGCAUACGGUGAUAGAGCCUCAGGAACGAGCACAGACUAUAUGCGGCAAAAUGAAGUACUGUAUACGUUUAAUAUUGAUAUAGCGCCAAGUGGUGAAGAUGGCGUUAUCGUACCAAGGGAAGAAGUACCGAUGAUCGCCGAAAAUGUUUGGAGAGCCGUUUCGGUUGCAGCUGAGAGUUUAUUA
This is a messenger RNA of Iphiclides podalirius (scarce swallowtail), 1182 nucleotides long. The record is from the annotation of a GenBank genome assembly. NCBI's taxonomy places the organism in Eukaryota, Metazoa, Arthropoda, Insecta, Lepidoptera, Papilionidae.